This is a messenger RNA of Lachancea nothofagi CBS 11611, 4077 nucleotides long. The record is from the annotation of a GenBank genome assembly. NCBI's taxonomy places the organism in Eukaryota, Fungi, Ascomycota, Saccharomycetes, Saccharomycetales, Saccharomycetaceae.
AUGGAGCGCAGGGAGCUUCCUUACCGGUUGGAAGAACUUCUGACGAGUUUCUACAGGUUGGAAACUGUGGAAAGAAUCAACUACGUGCAAUAUGUUCCAAGCAAGUCGGACGCUCAAUGGAGUAUUCAAGCUGAACUAGCAUUGAGAAAGCACAACCCAAGAAUCUUGGCGUCGCUAUUCUCGCGAGAGUUAUGGUGUUUCAGCAUAAAUAGCGACUCGAUGCCCAGUUUAGAACUAGAUCAGCUAGGAAACGCGCCAGCGCCAGAAAAAACAGGAUAUUUUACACCUGAUAUUUCCAAGCCUAACCUCCCUACUGCCUACGCUGUUUUCUUGAAGGCAUUGAGACGAAUGAUACACAUCAACCUGUGUUUGGAGUCUAAGCAGCAGUUAGUGCCCUUCGGCAAUUCCUGCUUGUUCAAAGCUAAUGAAAAUGCAAGCAAAGUCGUCCAUUUCGAGCCUCAACUUUUUGAAAAUGGAGAUCUCUGCAUGUCCAUAUGUACCAAAGAGAUGCGGCUGUGCAGCUUAGAUGUCAAUAUGAUAAAUGAGCCCUUCCUCAAAAAGAAUGCCAUCUAUUUGGCUCCCUCAGGUAUUCGUGCUUAUCUGGUCUCCCCAGAAGUUAAUAAGUGUAUUUCACCGGCACCAAAAAAUGCAUCAGUACUGCUGAUAACACUUUUGGUCUCACACGGUAUUGAUCUCACAGAAAAGAAAGAUCUCACCUGGGUAAAAGUAACGCCAAAUUUGGAUCAUCUCAAUGGGUAUACCCCGUCUAUUGCUGGUUAUCUAGACCCUCCAAAAGCCACAAAAACUGCCAUUUGGCCCUUAGAAUUGUGUUUUUCACAGCCUUCUGCUACGUUGGUAAACUCAGAUGACUCACUGUCGUUCGAGCCUAAUUUACAGGAGACUUUUGACUUUAUUGAUGACUUUAUUCAAUUAAAAUUGACCUCUGCCUUCAAAACACCUGGAAGUACAUCGGGUGGACUGGGAACGGGGACAGUGACUGGCAAUAAUGCCUUGAGUACCGGCGGAAUUUAUGGCGAUCACUACCCAGCCUUUCACAAACAUACACAGAGUGGAAGCUUAUCUACUUUAGGCAUAUUCAACUCUCAGACUGCAUCAAGACAAUCUCCAAGCAUCGCGUUUAUGAAUACAACCCCAGUUAACAAUAGGUCGGCACCCCAGUCAACAGAAACACUGAACUCAGGGUUCUUAACUACACCUAAUAUCAACCAAAACGUCGAGACUGCGAAUGACGAAAUGUCAACUAUUGGUUCUCCGCACAAGAUGAGAGAUAUACCUUGGACAGCGGAAAGUAAAGGCUCUAUUAAUGGAGAUGAAAUUUCAGAACCCUCAAAUGGCGGACUUUCAGAUGUGUCGACGUCUCAAACCUGCGAGGGAGAUUCAGACUUGGACACAGAGUUGUUCGGAAAUGACAAUGAAGAAGAGAAUGAGGAGGCAGUGAACAUUAAUGAAGUUAAUGCAGAACAGCAUGUCAAGGACAUUACAGAUGAUAUGUUUGAUAUAGAUGAUGAAAGUGACAGCUCCAGAGAAAAAACAGCACAUCUCAAGGAACCCUCCCCUUUCAACAUCGAAGAAUCACCUUUCAAACGAAAGUAUUUAGACAUACCGCUCGAUGAGAUGACGCUACCUACAACACCCCUUUAUAUGGAUCCUGGAGCCCCUUUACCAAUUGAAACACCAAGAGACAGAAGGAAAAGUGUUUUCGCUCCGUUAAACUUCAAUCCAAUAAUCGAGUCCAAUGUUGAUAACAAGUAUAAAAACGGGGGCAAGUUUUCUUUUGACGGAGGUAAAAUUGAAGAGUCACUUAAAUUUGACGUGUCCACUGCCAAUAUAUCGAGUUCUGAAGACGAAGAAUCGGGGAGUAGUGUUGAUGAUUUUGAUGUAUUGAGUGGAGGCAACAAUAUUGGUCCAUCUUUAGAAGGGAAUCCCCCUUUAACAGUCUUUCCCUCAGAAAGCCAGCCCCAAACGACGCUAGAUGUCGCCCAACUAGGCGUUUUCAAAGAACCUUCUCCUCCCCAAAACUUCGAUAAUAAUGGUAAUGUGGAAAAAAGUGCACGCGAAAAUCAUUUCGACAUGUGGAAGUAUCCAAGAGGUGAUACAACGCGCAGCUAUAGCCCAUCGAAAGGUCAUUCCCAGCCAAGGAGCAUGAAGCUUGGCCAAGUGAAUAUCGGUAGUAAUGACCCUGAUGACCUAACAAAAAUCAGCAGCAUCACGCCUUUAUUGGAUCAGCCACGUAAAUCCCCUGCUAUCAGCAGCUAUUUCUCUGACACGAAUUCUGAAGGAGCGGAAAGGUUGGAUAGUAGUGAAAACAUGUCUACCGAGUCUAUUGCAACACCUGAAUCCUCAAACAGCUUGCCAUUUUUACUGCGACAUAUGCCAUUGUUUUCAAUACCUGGCAUCUUUUUUCACCAGAAUCCCUCCUUGCCCUUUAAUGACAAUUUUACCAGCGUAUUAAAUCUUCUGAGUGAACAGAUUAUUUUUGAUAAGGGUCUACUAGGUGACUUGAGCUGUGAGCCUAUCACUUACAAUAAUUUCAUUGGCUGUGACAGCGGCAUUGUGAAAACAACAGUUCAGAGCAUAUUCUCCAAAUUUCAAAGACUGAACGGCGGAGAACUUAUAGAGGAAAUUAACUAUAUCAGACAGCCUGCGGUAUAUGUUAAAAAGAAUGACGAAUUAAUCAAAAUCAAGGGGGAUGCUGAACCCUUUUCGUCACACCUUAACCUCAAACCCUAUAAAGGUAUCAAAAGCUUUAGAUGUCUAUUUUUGACUACGGAUCGUAAAGAUGACUGUCUCGAGUUCCUUUCUUCAGUUUCACAAAUUUAUUCGAGACAAGAGUUGGGCUUUUGUGAACUGGUAAAGCUCACAUCUGCAGAUACCCCAGGUUUAAUCUAUCUGAUAAAUUUGGAGAAGGACACGCUGCUCCUUCUUUCCGCUCAACUUGUAUCGUACCUCUCAACUAACACUUUCAACACGAAGUCCGUCCCGCUAGUCAUAUUUUUGCCGAUACGAAACCAGAGUUUGAGAGAUGUCGUGUCUACCACACUGAAGUUUGAAUUUUUACAGAAAGAGGUGAAAUCAAAGCUCCCUAAUGUCAAUAUAUUCCUAAAAGUCAUUCCAAUGAAUUUUAUCAGCAAUCCUUUAACUUCGGUAGAGGACUACUACGACUUGUGCGUCGGGAUAUACAACAGCAUUCCUCCUAAAAACAUGAAGUUUACCGCAAUUGCAGAUGAGGUGCCUAAAAGGAUAGAGUUUCGAACCAAUCAGCAAGCUAACGGGCAAACUUCUCAUUUUGACAUGUACAUUCAUUUGGCAUAUGCCAGAAGCAUAGACAGAAAUUGGAUUUGUGCUGCUUGGUCAAACUCUUCUGGGAGCGACAACGGUGUCGAGACAUGGUAUAUUGGUAAUUCUACCACAGCAUUUGAAGAUGCUUGCAAUCAGAUGUGGCAAACAACUUCCAAAUGCGCAGCAAACAACUACGGAAGAGUUUGCUUGGUCCUAACCAGAUUUGAUAGUGUUUUACCGGAUGACGAGCUAAUGCACUGGCGAAGGCUUUCAUCCGCAUCCAGAAGCCUUCACUUGGCUGUCGUUUGCGUCGGAGAUAGUACAAAACUAUCGUUAUAUGAUGAGGAUAGAAUGUACCCGUCAUUCAAGCCUCUUUUUGAGGAUGACAGACUUUCUAAAAAAAUUGAAAUCUCAAACCUUGACAACUACGAAAUUGUUGAUGCUGGCAGCGAAGUCCACGGCAUCAUUUUUCAGAACCCUCUUCAAUUGGCAAACUCGCAACACAGGUGUGCUAUCAUCACAGGAGCACUAGUGAGAUUCAAAUCAAAUAGCGGUCACGACAUCCUUGACAAGCUAGAAAUAAAUUUAUUGAAUUGUCCUCACUCAGAUAGCACAAAGCUUUUGAAGAUCAUUUUACAGGAGUUCAGAAAUCUGGCAGUUUUGAACACAUGGUUUGGGCUCUCGAAAUCUGAAUUCUCAUUUAUACCUUGGCAUGUGCUUGCUGUAAAGAAGAUGAUCAAAACAGUGGUACAUUUGAAGGUUACGGAGUCGACUUGA